AUGGAGGGGAGCAUAGGGAAGGACGGAGAGGGGGGAGUGGCAGAGGGUCAAUGGAAGCAGUGGGAGGGCGACAGGGGAGCAGAUGGCGAGAAUCAGCAGCGAAUGGUGGGCAACCAUGGCUAUGACAUGCAUGGUGAUGAGAUGCAUGGUGACGAGAUGCAUGAUGAUGAGAUGCAUGGUGAUGAGAUGCAUGGUGAUGACAUGCAUGGUGAUGAGGUGCAUGGUGACGAGAUGCAUGAUGAUGAGAUGCAUGGUGAUGAGAUGCAUGAUGAUGAGAUGCAUGGUGAUGAGAUGCAUGGUGAUGAGAUGCAUGGUGAUGAGAAGCAUGGUGAGGAGAUGCAUGGUGAUGAGAUGCAUGGUGAUGAGAUGCAUGGUGAUGAGAUGCAUGGUGAUGAGAUGCAUGGUGAUGAGAUGCAUGGUGAUGAGAUGCAUGUUGAUGAGAUGCAUGGUGAUGAGAUGCAUGGUGAUGAGAUGCAUGGUGAUGAGAUGCAUGGUGAUGAGAUGCAUGGUGAUGAGAUGCAUGGUGAUGAGAUGCAUGGUAAUGAGAUGCAUGGUGAUGAGAUGCAUGGUAAUGAGAUGCAUGGUAAUGAGAUGCAUGGUGAUGAGAUGCAUGGUGAUGAGAUGCAUGGUAAUGAGAUGCAUGGUAAUGAGAUGCAUGGUAAUGAGAUGUAUGGUGAUGAGAUGCAUGGUGAUGAGAUCAAACGCAAGAAGACAUGCUGA
Molecule: messenger RNA, 720 nt
Organism: Closterium sp. Yama58-4
Lineage: Eukaryota; Viridiplantae; Streptophyta; Zygnematophyceae; Desmidiales; Closteriaceae
Source: the annotation of a GenBank genome assembly